UACAGGAUCCGGCCUGGGGUUGGCGCUACGAGCGGGUGCUGGGUGCCUUGCUGUUUCUGUGCGGAACCAAACUGAGGGCAGAGUUAGAGAAACAGACUCACUUAGUGACGCUGUUAGGAGCUGUGGCUGAGAGGGUCAGACAGGCCGCAGGGUCCACGAGACAGGUAGCGCUGCAGGAGGGCCUGGAAAAUGUUCAAAACUUUUUCCAGAGGAACAGCUGCCGACUGCCCCUCAGCCCCAGCCUGGUGGCCAAAGAACUAAACAUCAAGGCCUGCUCCUUCUUCAACUCCAAUGCAGUUCCUCUCAAGUUGGCGCUGGUCAACGCUGACCCUCUGGGGGAAGAGAUCAACGUCAUGUUUAAGGUUGGAGAAGACCUGAGGCAGGACAUGUUGGCUCUGCAGAUGAUCCGCAUCAUGGACCGCAUCUGGCUGCAGGAAGGUCUGGACCUGCGUAUAGUCAACUUUAAAUGCAUCUCCACUGGAAAAGACAAAGGUAAAAGACAAAUGUGGUUACAGUGAAUGUCAGUCCACCUUAAUAUGACACAACACAGACUG
Cynoglossus semilaevis (tongue sole) is the source of this 554-nucleotide messenger RNA. Its product is annotated as phosphatidylinositol 4-phosphate 3-kinase C2 domain-containing subunit alpha-like. Lineage: Eukaryota; Metazoa; Chordata; Actinopteri; Pleuronectiformes; Cynoglossidae. Gene Ontology annotation, biological process: phosphatidylinositol 3-kinase/protein kinase B signal transduction; phosphatidylinositol-3-phosphate biosynthetic process; cell migration. Gene Ontology annotation, molecular function: 1-phosphatidylinositol-3-kinase activity; 1-phosphatidylinositol-4-phosphate 3-kinase activity. The annotation marks the transcript as partial. The record is from RefSeq and is a predicted model, not a curated record. Gene Ontology annotation, cellular component: plasma membrane; cytoplasm; phosphatidylinositol 3-kinase complex. The transcript is spliced from 4 exons.